Messenger RNA from Aplosporella prunicola CBS 121167, 1473 nucleotides. RefSeq lists its product as uncharacterized. The transcript has 4 exons. The record is from RefSeq and is a predicted model, not a curated record. The annotation marks the transcript as partial. Lineage: Eukaryota; Fungi; Ascomycota; Dothideomycetes; Botryosphaeriales; Aplosporellaceae.
CAUGGCUGACUUCAUGCUGCGCCCGAAGACGUAUGUGCUCGGCGACGACCCGCAGCGCACACAUCGCAUCAAUGCAAACUCAUUCCAGCAGAGCGCGCUACUGACAGUGAACGGCUGGCAGUACGCUGCCUUCUAUCAGAGCAAGGAGGCUGCCGACAGCAGCGUCUGUCUCGUGACACUCUCGCGUCGCAAACUUCGCGACAACCCCAACGAACCGGAAAAGGGCUGGGAACACCUCGUAUUCGAAGAUUAUGAGCAGGCCGUCGACGAUGGACACAACACCAUCUCCAUCGGUGUCGCGCGAGGAGAUGGCACGCUCCAUGUGUCGUUUGACCAUCACUGCGACCCGCUGAGAUACCGCUCAUCUGCUUAUGGUGUUGCAACCAAUCCAGAAAAGCAUGCCUGGCAACCUUCUCUUUUCACAGAAACCCUCAACUCGCUCCCGGGCCUCAGCCCAUCGCAGCUAACAGAAGGCGUGACUUACCCUAGGUUCGUAAGCAUGGACGACGAUAUGCUUUUCACGUACCGUGUUGGACAGGCCGGCUCAGGAUCGGACGUGUUGUACCACUACUCCUCGACCAGCCACGUAUACACAUUCUUGGGUACACAUCUUACCGGCGAAGGGAACUCUCCAUACAUCAAUGGAUUGGAUUACCGCAACGGCAAGCUUCAUGUCUCCUGGACCUACCGCAAAUUUGUCGAAUUCGAGGGCGCCAAUGAUCCGAACUCCACUGUCCACAAGGCCCAGGCGGGACCCAAUGGCCCAGAAAACAACUACAGCCUGUGCUACAUGUACAGCACCGAUAAGGGACAGAGUUGGAAUACUUCGGAUGGAAAGGAUAUAGCGAAUAUGAGCAGUGAGCUCAACGAAAAGAAGACGGUGCGACCGAGCACGGAAGGAAUCACGGUUUUCGACAUACCGAUCAACAGCGGAAUCCUGAAUCAGGAGUCUCAAUCUGCUGAUGGGCUAGGUGGCUUCCAUGUGCUCAAUCGAGAGAAGUGGAAUGGUGUCGAGACCUGGACCGUAUAUUCCCGGAGUCCGUCUGGAGCAUGGAUGCACACACCAAUCCAAGGCUUCAAGCCGACAGAAACCGGAUCCAGAGGAAGCGUUUGCACCACCGAAAAGGGCAAUAUCUGGGCGGUUCUCCCAGGGAACACGGACUCCUCUCUUUCGCUCGUCAGGUCGUUGGAAUCGGAGGACUACAUGAUGUUCGAGACGAUGUGGAAGGGCGACGGCUUUGAUGGAGAGCCUUUGCUUGACCAAAUGAGGCUGGAAGAGGAAGGCAUUCUCUCCGUCUUCACGAGGACGGACAAGGAUGAAGCGGGGCGCCGCAAGGUUGUCGUCAUCGACUUUGACCUUAAGGGUCUGUGAUGAACUUGGUUACAUGGCGAAACAAGAGUAACGGCUUUCUUUUGCAGGUACGCGACAGCUAACUAGUUAGAUAUGCGUUCAAAUUAGUCUGAGUUCACAUA